Molecule: messenger RNA, 4815 nt
Organism: Peronospora matthiolae
Lineage: Eukaryota; Oomycota; Peronosporomycetes; Peronosporales; Peronosporaceae
Source: the annotation of a GenBank genome assembly
AUGCACGUCGAGUUUGCCGUGCCCUCCCCAUCCGACAGCUCGACCGACUACUACCAGCUGGACAUGGCCAGCGGCCCGCCGCCCUCAUGCGCCGCGGGCAACGACCAGCAGCCGCUGCAGACGGGGGCAUCUUCGCACGCCCAUCGGAGUGCGCGUCGGAACAACACGUUCAAUGGCGCGUCGAACGAAGAAGAGCAGCGCAACAUCAUCUCGCUGCGGUAUCGGGCCGAUAGUAUGGCUGACUCGGUAGCGUCUGAUACGAAAUCGAACGCUGAAGCCAAGCUGUGGAACCUCUUUGAGCAAGUGUUUUGCUUCCUCAAGGGCAUGACCAUCUACCAGACGCGACGACGUCUCAAGUUUACGAUCGUGUCGCAGACCGUCAUCAACUCGCUGCGUAUUUUUCCCAUUAUUUUGGGGCUCAGUUUUCAAGCCACGGUCCCCGUGCUCAUCCUGUACAUCACGCUCGUGCUGGGCUGGCACGGCACGAAGUUCCUCGUGCCCAAGUUUUUGCUCAGCUACAAGGUUGGCAUGCAGCUCACGCUGCUUGUGGAUGUCAUAUGGUACUUUAAGGGCUACAACGGCAGGCUCAAUAGUGUCAGCAGUGGUACUUCUGUGCUCAUGCAGGGGUUCUUCUCCAUUCUGCUUACGAUGCUUAAUAUCAUGGGCUUCUUGUAUGGCUGGAAGCUACGGCGGAUUGUCAAGGCGGUGCAGAACCAGCGGGAAUGUGACCGCGCAGCUCUCGCUACGAUGAUGCCGUCCCCGCAACAAACCACUUCGGUGCACCGGACGCUGUCUAUUAACCAAUCGGCUGGGGAGUUGGACAAGGACGCAGGACCGACAAUGCGUCGGAAGUUUAUUGUGGGACCGGGUGUUGCGAAGAAGAGGCUACGACGCAAUCAGGCGGGUACCUCGUCGACGCUGCCUGGUGUUUUGAGAACCAAUACGCAGCAGAGAAAGGAGGCGGAGGCCCAAGAAGAAGCACCUGUCUUUUGCUCAAACGUCAUUGUUACGAGCAAGUACACGUACUACAACUUCCUGUUCGUUUUCCUCAAGAUGCAGUUCAGCCGACUGGCGAAUCUGUACACAACUAUCGUGGUGGCGUUGUGUUUCUUCGACUUUUCCCCAGUGAGCCCCGUGGCUAGUUUGACGCCACUGUUGAUCGUAUUCGCGACGUCUGCACUCAAGGACGUGAGCGAGGACCUUCGUCGCCAGAAAGGGGAUGCUACAGUUAAUUCACGAUUGGCGCAUAUCGUUCGUCGCGAUGUGGCAGAUGAGGUGAUCCAUAUGGAUGGCACUUGGCAAGAUAUUGAGGUUGGUGACAUUUUGGUAAUAAAAGACGGCGACCAGGUCCCUGCAGACUGUAUCCUGUUGGCGACAAGUCGGCCUGAUGGCCGGUGUUAUGUGGAAACGGCCAACUUGGAUGGUGAAACCAACUUGAAGAUUCGCCAGGUGGCUAGCUGCACAAAGCACUUUUGUAGCGUUGAAGAGAUUUUGGAGCACCACAAACUUGAGGUGGAAUGUGAUAUGCCCAACAAGGAUUUGUUUUACUUUGACGGUGUGCUGAAGCUCGAAAAAAUUGCGCGCGGGACUGUCGCGGACUUGAAGGAGGACUUAGAAACCAGUUUGACGAUGGGCAACUUGAUUUUACGUGGCAGUGAAAGCCGCAACGCUGAGUGGACGCUUGGACUUGUGAUUUACACGGGCAAAGAGACGAAGGUCCAGAUGAAUUCGGUUGCUGUGCCCCUAAAGCGUAGUUUCGUGGAGAAGACCUUGGACACAAUGUUCGUGCUGGUUCUGAUGCUACUUUUCGGAAUAUCGAUUGCGUGUACGCUAGGAAAUAAUAACUGGAAUCUGGACCUGGCCGACGAUUCGACACCGUGGUACAUCCAGGAGGAAACAAAUGGCUACAUCUUUUUGAGCUACGUGAUCCUGUUUAACAAUUUGAUUCCGCUGUCUAUGUACGUGACGAUGGAAGGUGUGCGUUUUGUUCACGCACGGUACAUCGAAAAUGACGUGGAAAUGUACGACAUCAAGACCGAUACACCAGCUCAGGUUCGCAACAGCAAUAUUAACGAAGAUCUUGGACAGAUCCAGUACAUUUUCUCCGACAAAACGGGUACGCUUACUUGCAACGAAAUGAUUUUUGCGAAGUGUACCAUUGCUGGAUUGCGCUACAAUGACGCUGAGUUUGACCCUACAAAACAAGCAAGACCUGGCACUAAGUUUGACGACGGCCGAUUGCUGGCGCGUUUGGGGUCGAACCAUUCUACUAAGCAGGAAAUCCACGAUUUUCUUUUAUUGCUGACAAUUUGUAACACGGUGAUUCCAGAGUCGAAUGUUCCAACGUCACCUACGUCUGACGGCGAUUCGUGCUCGGCCCAGACUCCAAGGAUAAAAUACAACGCGUCUUCUCCGGAUGAAGAGGCGCUCGUGCUGGCUGCUGCAGACCUCGGUUACGUACUUACUUCACGUGACGGUCCAAUGUGCCAUGCUGUCAUCCGGGGCACACCGAUGUCCUUCGAAAUUCUGAAUGUGCUGGAGUUCAACAGCGAUCGAAAACGCAUGUCGGUAAUUGUGCGGUUUCCUGAUGGAAGCAUCGUGCUUUACUGCAAGGGUGCUGAUGAUAUAAUAUUUGAUCUGCUGUCGAAGUCGCAGCCACAAGGUGUUGCGCACGUGACGCGUGGUCAUCUCCAAGAGUAUGCAUCGGAAGGUCUUCGGACGCUGACGACCGCUGUGCGGCGCCUUACGCACGAGGAAUAUGAACACUGGAAUCAGCUAUACCGCCAGGCAGAAUUCUCGAUGGAGGGACGUGCUGGUAAGAUUGCCAAGGUCUCAGCUAUUAUUGAGGUUGAGCUGACGUUGCUCGGUGCGACGGCUAUCGAAGAUCGACUGCAGGACGGUGUGGAGGAGUCGAUCUGUGCACUGCGCAAAGCGGGCAUUAAGUUUUGGGUGCUCACAGGCGACAAAAAGGAAACUGCGCUGAGUAUUGGCAUGUCAUCCCAUGUGAUUGACGAUAACAUGGACGUUAUCGUACUGGGCCAGCGUGACAAGGGGUCUUUACGUGCGAGGUUGGAGGAGUUGUACGUAGAUCUUGUUGAGGACAAGUGGGGUUCUGACGAGACUUCGUCGGCCGUUAGUGUGCUUUGGGAAGCCUUAAAGCGAGCAAUUUUCUACUUGUGGGAUCUUGCGAAGCUGGCUCUACUAGGACGCAAUGAAGAAGGAGAGGCCCGAAAGAAGCGAAGACGGCUACCGCGCCGGGACCAGUCUGGUGCAAAUACGGCACCGGUCGGUAGUCCUUUCCAACACGAAGAUGUGUAUCCGGCACUUCCGAAACGUGACGUGUCUGAAAACAGCCUCGACCGAGAUUUGUGCGACCAUGACUUCGAGCCAAAAACAGACGCAGUUACCGGCGACACUGGAAGCAUGAGUAGCAGCAAUUAUGCGGAUGAGGAGCUGGAAUUUGCAAUGGUGAUUGACGGCAAAACGCUCGCGCUGGUGCUAGAUGAUGACAUCAAGUACCUUUUCUUGGCAGUAGCAACGCAAUGCAAAUCGGUGAUAUGCUGUCGCUGCUCACCCGCUCAAAAAGCAUCGGUCGUGAAGCUUGUUACGGAGCCUACUCUCAUGUUCUCUCCCGGCAAUAUCACGCUCGCUAUCGGCGAUGGUGCCAAUGAUGUACCGAUGAUUCAGGCCGCGAAUGUGGGUGUUGGUAUCAGUGGGAAAGAGGGUCGCCAAGCUGUGCUUUCCAGUGAUUACUCCAUCGCCGAGUUUCGAUAUUUGAAACGUCUCCUCUUGGUUCACGGCAACUACAGCUACAAGAGGAUUUCCAAGCUCAUUUUGUUCUCGUUCAUGAAGAACGUAGCACUGUCUUUGUCCAACUUCUUCUUGGCGAUGGAGACAAUGUACAGUGGUUUGCUAAUGUAUUUCAGCAUCUUUUUUACGCUGUACAAUGCGCUCUUUACGACGAUUCCAAUCGUGGUUAUCGCCAUGUAUAAUCAGGAUGUGUCUCCUGCCGUGCUGAUGCAGUACCCGACGUUGUACGUGAACGGUUUGAAAAACCGGUCGUUUAACUGGCUGUCCUUUUUCGGCUGGUGCGGCCUUGGCGCGUGGCAUGCUUACGUCGUGUAUGCGGUACCGUUCUUUGCGAAUGGCUCCGUCGUCUGGUACUUUUCGAGCGAAUCCUCUAAGAUCCAGUUUGACAGGCGUGAUUUAGGUCUCUGGGCGAACGGUGUCGCAUCGUACACGUACUUGAUCACAGCCUCAACGGUGCAAGUGUCGUUGAUGACUAGUAACUGGACACGGAUGAACGCCAUUUCAACCGUUGGCACUCUGGUGUUCUAUUACUUGUUCACCGCAUUCUUUUGUGCCGUGUUUGGAUGGACUUCGACCGAGUUUUACGACACAGAGGUUGGCUACGGUGUCGUAGGCCAACUUGUUCGCGAAUGGUGGUUUUGGCUUGGCCUCCUGCUUACUGUAGUGGUUGCUGUCUUACCGAAUUACAUUGCUAAGGCUGGACGGGUGUUGUUUUACCCAGAGCCAUCUCAUCUCAUGCGCGAGUGGAACCGCCUGGCUAAGGGCGAAGACGCUGCAAUCGUGGCGAACUCACCGAGACUGGUACGCCACAACACGGGCUUUGCUUUUUCGCACUGUCCCGGUGAGGCGGACAUGGCGCUGGCUGUUCACGGAGACAGCAGUACGAGAGACCAGUACCGAGCAGGGCUUUCGACGGAUCUUCCGGUGACUGGCGCGCGUGCGCUGUCGCUGUCCUCAUCCACAGCAGACGGUUCUUCGCCACGCUCCCCCAAAGCAUUGUACUAG